Rhodofomes roseus is the source of this 282-nucleotide messenger RNA. RefSeq lists its product as uncharacterized. Lineage: Eukaryota; Fungi; Basidiomycota; Agaricomycetes; Polyporales; Fomitopsidaceae. The transcript has a single exon. The record is from RefSeq and is a predicted model, not a curated record. The annotation marks the transcript as partial.
GCAUGGCGCGAGAAGAUGGCUCUCUGCUUCGUCAUUGCGUGCCUAUGCGGAAUCGUUGGGCUCAUCACUCAGGUCGGCGUGCAGAAGAUGCUAUGUCCACAGAUUGAGCAACAGAGCAGUGGCUGGUACGUGCGCAAGGGCAGCGUCGGCCUCAUUCUUGGUGUGCAGGGCCGGCAGAUGAAGUUCACAUACCUGAGCAAGACGGCUGUCGAGGGACUCGGUGCUAACUUCACGCAACUAUUGCAGGAACCCGGGCAGGACAUCACACCAUCCUUCCAGCGG